Candoia aspera is the source of this 1894-nucleotide messenger RNA. It is a transcript of the gene MAB21L4, whose product is annotated as mab-21 like 4. Lineage: Eukaryota; Metazoa; Chordata; Lepidosauria; Squamata; Candoiidae. The transcript has 5 exons. Bases 1 to 1320 code for a protein of 439 amino acids. The record is from RefSeq and is a predicted model, not a curated record.
AUGGCAGGAAAGAUUUCUCACUGGCACAUGUAUCUUCAAGUGAUUCAGUCCCGCGAAUACCAGAGAGUAGAGCAUUUCCAGAAGGCAGAAAACAUUUUGUUUAUUGUACUGGAAAGAGUCAAGACAAUGGACCCUAGGUUUAUAGUGGAUUAUUCAAGAAACUUGGAAGCCUUGGAAUUUUCCCUCUCAGCUGCAGAAGAUGAAGUCACCAUGGAGGUUCCCUUAUGUGUCAAUGCUGAUGUUCUCCUGAUGCAGGCAUGUACAGAUGAACAGAGUGAUUCUGAGGUUAUUCAUAGGAACUACCAGAUGCCAGGACCAUGCUAUUUAGGGGUACCCAAGGAAGAAACCAACCUAGAAAACUGGACCAAAGAAGAUGUGUUCACUGCUGUGGAUGGUGCUGAUUCCAGGGGGCACAUUGUGCCAGGCAAAGUCCUUCAUCUCCUGAAAGAACUGAUAGUUGCUGCCAUUGUUCACUGCAAGCACCAGAACCUUAUUAAGCCAGGUGAACUCAGUGCUGAGAGGCUAAAGGAGGAUGGGAUGCAGCUGCCUUUGUUGGUGUCCAGUGAUUGGAAAAUGAUCUGCUUCAACAUUAUCCCUGUAAUGAGGAGAAAGCAGGAUGCUCUGAACAAUUGGCAAGAAAGAGGUUUUCCACAAGGCAGUCUGAGCAAAGUCACUCAAGAAGCUGAUUUCAUCCCUGCUAAUUACUAUCACUGGAGGUACUCCACCAAUCGUCCCAUCUUGAAACUUGUUCAAAUUGUAAGCAUUCUAAAGGGUUAUCGCCUGGACAGUCUCUGCCUUCUUGACCAAAUCAACCAGGAGAACUGGAGAGAGAAGGGGAAGGAAAAAGGGCUCACAUUUCAACAUUUGAAGAUGUUAUUGCUGUGGGCUACUCAUUUUUUCCCUUCCUCUGAAGACUGGCUGAGUCUGGAAGGAUCAGUGUAUCGUCUGCUGGUGAUCUUACUUUGCUGCUUGGCAACCAAAAAUCUUCCUCAUUUUUUAUACCCAGAGCAAAAUCUGUUCAAGGGUGAUGGUCUGGACCUAACUGCUUUGUAUCCCAAAGUGGAAAGCUUUGCUAUAACUCCUGAGCGUUUCCUAAAGUUUAAUUUUUCCCAAAGAGAAGACAAGAAACUCCACCAGAAGGACAAUGGUCUCAAAGCUUUACUUCAUCUCCCAGCUGAAAACAGAGACUACUGGGAUACUGCCUUUUUUGAUAUGCUGCUUAAUAAGUUUCAGGUGUAUCAGAUUAAAGACACACAACGGAUUUCUGCUAUGACAAGCAUCUUGUCAAAGACUAAGAAAAUGGUCCAUAACCAGAGUUGAAAACAUCACCAUGGCAAUACUUUGUUUCCUGCCUGGAUGAACAUGCUUUAUAUUCAGCUUAUUUCUUGUGAUCAAACUUAUCUGAUGCUGUUUGAGUUUCUUGCUCAAGAAAAAAGCACAUAAAGAAUUAUAGCCUGUGACUGCAUAGAGGUAGUAGUUGUUGGAUUCAAUUUCAUUAUUAAGGAUGAUGGUCCAAUUUGUAACCACUGUCUUAUAAAGUAAGUAAAAUAUAUACAGUGGUCUUAAUUCUCUGUCCACAAACUGUUUAUCAGAGGUUCACAAUCUGUGGCUCCUCCAAAUUUUAGAUGCAAUCACCAGAACUCCUCCAAAAGUUGCUGCCAGAUAAUAAUUGUGAAUGGGACAUCAAUAAUUAUUAAAUACAUGCAGAAUAAUCAUAUUAAUCUAAUUAAUGUAACUUAAAAUAAGUAUCAUUUUUGUCCAGGGUUCCCCAGUUCUUCAUUCUGUUUCCCACAUACCACUACAGAUGGUGAUAGUAACUCCUUGAUAAUAUUCUCUUACAUUAGAAGAAAGUACUAAGAUAUUCUGACUCUCUUUAGGAAAUGCCAAUGUAUAG